AUGGAUGUUGACCCGACUCGAGACCAGGAGCGCAAGCAAUGCCUUCAAGCGGCAGGCCUUGAACUGUCAUCGAAGAAUGUGACCGAGGCGGAUGACUAUGUGACCGUCUGGUUUAACCUGGAUCCUAAGACGGAUAUGGAAAAGGUGAGCCAUGUCAUCGCGAGCUCGCACCAAGAGAUCAUGCGGCGCCAAGCGACCAAGGAUUGGGCGAACCCGACCCUUAUCUACAAGUUCUCCUACACCUGCACUCAUCGUGAUAUCGCUUCUUUCGCUGAACUGGGUGUCAAGGUGUGUAUUGAACUUGAGAAUCCCUGA
Aspergillus tanneri is the source of this 315-nucleotide messenger RNA. RefSeq lists its product as uncharacterized. The record is from RefSeq and is a predicted model, not a curated record. The transcript has a single exon. Lineage: Eukaryota; Fungi; Ascomycota; Eurotiomycetes; Eurotiales; Aspergillaceae. Bases 1 to 315 code for a protein of 104 amino acids.